Messenger RNA from Closterium sp. NIES-65, 2565 nucleotides. The record is from the annotation of a GenBank genome assembly. NCBI's taxonomy places the organism in Eukaryota, Viridiplantae, Streptophyta, Zygnematophyceae, Desmidiales, Closteriaceae.
AUGGAGGAUGACGUGCGAUGGCGGAAGUAUUUCACCCACUCAGGAGCCGACAUCUGGACGGUUAUUGACAGGGCGCUGCGGGUAGCCGCUUCUGAUUUUCCCGCGCAAUUACGCCUGCGACGCGACGGUAUCGCGGAAAAACUGUUCACCUUCGGUCGCCAGUCGCACGCGCGGGACGUAACACCCCCCCACGUCUCGCGGGGGAGCCCAGAACGGGCGGCGACGGAGCGGGGGGCGAUGGAACAAGCAACAGGAGUUGCAGAGCGAACCGCAGAGCGACAACACGCGACGACGGCAAGUCACGCACGUGACGAAGGCGCUCCGAGAGAGGAAGCAGCGAACGAUGGGCUGAAUCCGACGGUCAGAAACGCGCUGGGGAACGAUGAAAGGCGGAACGAAGGCGGAGAUGGGGGCGAUGUGAGGGAAAGGAGACGAGAUGGGUAUGGUGAUGGGGGUGGGUAUGAGGAUGAGAAACGGGGAGGGGAAGAGCGGCGCGAACGGGAAGACGGCGACCGGCGAGAGCGAGAUCGACCGGAAGUGCGCGGCAGUGACGAGAAGUGUAGACGGCCGUCAGGCGAUGGACGGCCGUCAGACGAUGGACGGCCGUCAGGCCAUGGACGACCGUCAGGCCAUGGACGACCGUCAGGCCAUCCCGAGGGCGUGGAUGAAGAGAUAGACGUUCUUGGAGGUGCGAGGAAGGAGGAGGAAGAGGAGGAGAAGGAGGAGGAGGAGGAGAAGGAGGAGGCGAAGGAGGAGACGAAGGAGGAGAAGCGAACAAAACGGCGCGGGUGCGUGUUUGUGCUUGGGGAAAGCGACGCUUCAGAUGACGAGGAUUCAGAGGAGGAGGAAGAGGAAGAGGAGGAGGAGGAGGAAGUGGAUGUGGAUGUUGAUGUUACUAAAGAGAACGAACACGUUGAUGGGUUCGAUCAUCGAAGUGGGAGACACAGUGGUCAUGCUGGUGCUGGGUCCGGUGGUAGGGGCAGAAACGGGGAGAGAAGGAACGGGAGGGAGAGAUUAAUGGGGGGGGAGGGAAGAGGAGUGGGUAGAGGAAUGGGGAGGGAUGAGGAGGGAAGAACAUGGGUGGAGGAGGAGGAGGAGGAGGAGGAGGAGGAGGAGGGUGAUGCGACCGCAGCAGUGCUGGAAGAGCAGCUUCAGGAGGAGGAUCGGUUGGUGGAGCGUAUUGAGGAGAUUAAAGACCUCCUUAGACCGUCCAGACUGGACAAUGACUAUCUAGUGCGGCAUCUGGAGUCUUUACUGCACAUGCCGAUGACCCUCGAAGCCUUGCGGGUGACGGAGGUGGGCAAGAGAGUGAACUCGUUCCGCAACCACCCAUCAGAGAAAGUGCGCGCCAUCACUAGACAGCUCAUCGGUGCAUGGAAGGAUCUCGUGAAUGAGUGUCGCAAGAGUGCAGCAGCCGUGGCCAGGUCCACAGCAGGCCUACCAGAGGACUUGUCAUCAGGCCUGCCAUCGCCCCCACUGGAUGAGAGUGCCCUGCUGCAGGGGAGGAGCAUUGCCAUGGGGGCUAGCGAGUUGUUCCGUGACUUUGGUCUUGGCCUCGACAGCGGCUCAUGUGAGUCCUCUCCUGCUCGCCCCUUCCCUCUCCUUACUCCCUUCCCUCUCCUGGCUUCUUUCCCUCUCCCCGUGCUAUUUGUAUCCGAUGGAAGCCCUGACAACUACCGCGCUCCACCACCCCACGACGACGUAGCUUCAUCCCCACCUGUUUAUAACAGAACUCCUGCUUACAACAGCAACCCUGCUUAUAACAAGAGCAAGCCACGGUAUACCGGGGACAGGCAGGAAGCACGCGAGGCGCAGGGUCGGGCUGGCAACAGCAGUGCUGGCGCUCUGAUAAAAAAGAACAAGGAGAGGAGGGAGAAGAGAGGGGAGGAGGAGAUGAUAGGGAGCGAUGGCUUUGGGGGAAACAGGGGGGGGAACAUCGUGAAGGACAGGGUGAGGGAGAAGAGAGGGGAGGAGGAGAUGGUAGGGAGCGAUGGGUUUGGGGGGAGCAAGGGGGCGAGCAUUCAGAAGGAGAGGGCAAGGGAAAAGCUUAAGGACAGGGAGCUGGAGAGGGAGAGGGAGAAGAAACGGAAUGUGGUGUCUGGGCUUGCUGCUGCUGGCGUUUCAAGCAUGGACAGGCAGGGUGGUGCAGGACAGAUGAUGGGCAGAGCAGCAGGACGAGGGCGAGGAGGAGUAGGAGGAGAGGGGUCACCUUUGCAGAGGCGUUUGAUUCAAGGCGCUAAGGAGAGGGAGAGGGAAAGGGAGAGGUCUGUGUCGCCGUACCGGCCCACUGCGCCUGCGUACGGCAGGAGCCUCACCCCUCCGCCCAACAUGCGAUCCGAGUUUGCAGCAGGGGGUGGAGGAACAGAGAAGGAGCGCCUGGAGUUGGCCAAGAGGAAGCUGCACGAGCGGUACCAAGGGAUCCAGGACGCCAAGAAGCAGCGCACCAUUCAGGUGGUGGAUCCGGGGGCAGUGAAGGGCGGCAAGGCGAAGCCCAGGUUUGCCUUCUCUCACAACGCGCGAGGGGGGGGAGCAGGUGGUGGUGGCGGGAGGUUUGGGCGGAGGUAG